Molecule: messenger RNA, 4005 nt
Organism: Chrysoperla carnea
Lineage: Eukaryota; Metazoa; Arthropoda; Insecta; Neuroptera; Chrysopidae
Gene: Liprin-alpha
Product: liprin-alpha-1
Exons: 16
Coding region: 64-3831 (1255 amino acids)
Biological process (GO): synapse organization
Cellular component (GO): presynaptic active zone
Molecular function (GO): protein binding
Source: RefSeq, a predicted model, not a curated record
UGUGCUUCCUAAAAAAAUUUCUGUUUUCGAAAUAAAGCGAAAAUACAUUAAGUGCUCGUCAAAAUGUGGACAAUGAUGUGCGAUGUAAUGCCAACAAUAUCGGAGGACAGUAUUAGUCAACGGAGUUCACAAUUCUCCGGUGAAGAUGCAAAUUUUGAGCAGCUGAUGGUGUCAAUGCUUGAUGAACGUGAUAAAUUAGUGGACAGUUUACGUGAAACACAAGAACGUCUUGGACAGACUGAAGGGAAAUUACAAGAGACAGAAAAAGAACGUGAUUCGUUGCAACGACAAAUUGCCGCAAAUCUUCCACAGGAAUUUGCAACAUUGACAAAAGAAUUAAAUCAAGCUAGAGAACAUUUAUUAGAAAAGGAGGAAGAAAUAUCUGAAUUAAAAGCAGAACGAAAUAAUACACGACUACUUUUAGAACAUUUAGAAUGUUUGGUAUCCAGACAUGAACGUUCAUUACGUAUGACAGUUGUAAAACGACAAGCAGCAGCUCCAUCAGGUGUAUCCAGUGAAGUUGAAGUAUUAAAAGCGCUCAAAAGUUUAUUUGAACAUCACAAAGCACUCGACGAGAAGGUACGGGAGAGGCUACGAGUAGCGUUAGAAAGAAAUACAGCAUUAGAAGAAGAAUUAGCUUUAACCAAAGAUGAAUUACAGCAAUUCAAAUUGGGCGGUGCACAAGUACUACCCAUUGAAGAUAAUAAUAAACCAAAAGAAAAUGGUCAGCCAGAAAGUACGAACGAUCAACAGCAACAACAACAAAACUCCAAUAAUAAGUGUGUCGUCACUGGUACGUCAACACAACCCCAACGUUCCCCCCAACAACCACCUACAAUCACGAAUGGUAAUAGUAGUUCCAAUGUUCCAACGUCGAUAGCAGCGACAACGACUACAAAUUCAAGUGAUAAUAGUUCAAGCGGUAAAAUUACUGAAUUACAAACAGCGUUAGAGAAACAGUCAAAUGAAUUAAGUACGUGGCAACGACGUGUGGCUGAACUAACAACACGUAUCGGUGAUCUAGAAGAGAAUUUAUCGAAAGCGCAAAAAGAAUGUAUCAAAGCACAAGAGUCAAAUUCAAAAUUACAACGUGAUUUACGUGAAAAUGUCGCUCAAAAAGAAGAUCAGGAGGAACGUAUUGCCACCUUAGAGAAACGUUACUUAAAUGCCCAACGAGAGUCUACCUCAUUACAUGAUCUUAAUGAGAAAUUGGAACAAGAAUUACAACAUAAAGAGGCACAACUAAAGUUACAAGAAGAAAAAAUAGCAGCUAUCCAAGAAAAAUUAGAGUUAGCCGAACAAAAAUUAGCUCAAUAUUCUAAUUUACCAGAAAUGGAGGAACAAUUAAAACAGAGAAUGGAGGCAUUGACGCAGGUGAGAGCUCAGGCACAAGAACGUCAUGGCUCAGCUGAAGAUCGAAUUCAACGUUUAGAAAAUACAUUAGAAGAAAAGAACGCAGAAUUAAUGCGACUUAAUCAACGAUUAAAAAUGAACGAAGAACAUAAUACACGAUUAUCGGCAACAGUUGAUAAACUUCUAUCCGAAUCGAAUGAUCGUUUACAGGUCCAUUUGAAAGAACGUAUGCAUGCGUUAGAAGAGAAAAAUAGCUUAACGCAGGAAUUAGAUAAAACACGUAAAGUUAUGGAAGACUUACAAAUGGAAAAACAAGAUAUUGUUAAGGAAUUAGCAAAAUCACGUUUAGAAAUUGACAACGUAAAACGACAGAUGUUACAGCAAGAAAUUGCUUUCAAUAUUCAACAAACCGAUGCGUUAACACGUAGUCUUUCACCAAACAAUGCUACAACUAUCGAUACAUCAUCAUUCUCACGAAGUGCCAGUCAUACAAGUUUCGACACACAUUCGUUACCACGACGAACUUCCUCAGGGGCAAAUAAAUCACGUGCACAACAGAUUGAAGAAGAGAAUAAAUAUAAUCGUACGUUAGCCGAACAAGAAUGGGAGAAAUUACAACAAGCCCACGUACUCGCAAAUGUCCAACAAGCGUUUGAUGUGUCUAGUGAUGCUGAAGGUGACGACAAUGAAAGUAUAUUUAGUGCGGCUGAAAUGUUAUCCCCGUCAGGUCAUACCGAUGCACAAACUUUAGCAAUGAUGCUACAAGAACAGCUGGAUGCAAUUAAUAAUGAAAUACGGUUAAUCCAAGAAGAAAAACAAAGUACGGAAGCACGAGCUGAAGAAUUAGAAUCACGUGUGGGUUCAUUGGAGCAUAUGAAUUUGUUGGCACGUGGACGUAGUCUUGAAAGACAAUCACCGCCGGUUAGUGGCCGAUCAACACCCAAAUCGCAUCAUUCACCACAACGUGAUUAUCUACAUAAGUAUCAUACGCUUCAAUUAGCUGCAAUGAGCGGUGAUGUCUCACGAGAAGAAUUACAUGCAGCGGCUGGAGGUGAUAGUAGCAGUGGAGGUGGAGCAUCACCCUUAACUGCACGAUCGUUACGCCUAGAACGUGUUGCACAAGCUUUAGCUCAUAGUCAAGAAGAAUUACGAAGAUGUAGUGUGUUCAGGCAAGGUAUGCAGACGCUGACGCACACUCCCCCAUCCCCUCUAUCCUCUCGUCAUAGCAGCCAGGACUCGUUGCAUAAGAAUGCACUGUGUGGUAGUGGUAUGCUGAAUACAUCAACCGCAUCAAUGAUGGGCAUCAGUGGUGUUGGUUUGGGUAGUGGUGGCAGUGGUGGAGGUACUUUACCACGUGACGGUUCAUUGCCUAGGGAUCCAGCAUCAGUUGCAGCAGCGGCAGCAGCAGCACAAAAAAAGAAAGGCAUUAAAUCAUCGUUAGGACGAUUCUUUAGUAAAAAAGAAAAGCAGGUGAAAGGAAAAGAAAAUUCACUUGGUGAUGGAAGUAUGAGUAUGAUGUCAAUGACACAAAGCAAUAUGACAUUAUCAGAUGGUGAUUUAGUUGGAGGUGCUGAUAGUAUAAGUUUAUCCGGUAAAUAUACUCCACAGAAACAAGAUUUCGAUCGGAAUCGUACGAAAAAGAAAGAACAUGAUUAUCGACAUGAAUUAUUAGGCGAAGCAAUGAAAGCUGGCACACCAUUCGCACUAUGGAAUGGACCAACAAUUGUUGCAUGGCUAGAAUUAUGGGUUGGUAUGCCUGCAUGGUAUGUGGCAGCAUGUCGUGCAAAUGUUAAAUCGGGUGCAAUAAUGAGUGCACUCAGUGACCAGGAGAUCCAACGUGAGAUUGGUAUAAGUAAUCCAUUACAUCGUUUAAAAUUACGUUUAGCUAUACAAGAAAUGGUGUCGUUAACAUCACCGUCAGCGCCAAAGACAUCACGUACAACAUUAGCAUUUGGUGAUAUGAAUCAUGAAUGGAUUGGUAAUUAUUGGUUGCAAUCGUUAGGUUUACCACAAUAUCGUACCACGUUUAUGGAAUGUUUAGUAGAUGCACGAAUGUUGGAUCAUUUAAAUAAAAAAGAUUUACGUGGACAAUUAAAAAUGGUCGAUAGUUUUCAUAGAACAAGUCUACAAUAUGGUAUAUCAUGUUUAAAACGUUUAAAUUAUGAUCGAAAUCAGUUAGAAGAACGUAGAAAACAAUCAGAAAAUGCAUUAAUGGAUGUAUUAGUAUGGAGUAAUGAACGAGUUAUUAAAUGGAUUAUAAAUAUUGGAUUAAAAGAAUAUGCAAAUAAUUUAUUAGAAUCAGGAGUACAUGGUGCAUUAAUUGCAUUGGACGAUAGUUUUGAUUCAAAUAGUAUGGCAUUAGCGUUACAAAUACCAACACAAAACACUCAGGCCCGACAAAUAUUAGAAGUUGAAUUUACAAAUUUAUUACAAUCAGCAACAGAACGACGAUUAGAAUGCGAUCUAACAAGAUCCUGAUACACCACCAUUCAGCAACAACAACAGCCAGGUAGUAUGUUUUUAAAUAGUGGUGGUGGAAGUGUGUUGAGUGGGAGUUCGACAUCCAUACAACAACAAACACAAGCCCAACAAAUGAUGUUGCAACAACAGCAACAGCAACAACUUCAACAACAAUUACAACAGCAACAACAA